CUUCGACAGCAAGAAUGCAGCUGACAAUGCCAACGGGGUUGCGCGGCAGUUUUACAAAAAGGAUGCCAACACCUACAUGGCAUUCGCUAUAGUUGCCUCCAUCUUUACGGUGCUGCUGCUCAUCGUCCUCUUCGUCAUGCGCAAACGCAUCAAGCUGGUCACAGCGCUGUUCAAGGAGGCCGGGAGGGCCGUGCAGGCCAUGCCACUUCUGCUGGUCCAGCCGAUGUUUACGUUCCUGGUGCUGGCGGUCACCGUGUGCGUGUGCAUGGCUGUGGCGCUGGCCAUCGAGUCGGUCGGCACGCCGGUCCCGGGCCGCUCCUCAGGAUUCGUCCAGUACCGGAAGGGCGGCGCCCCACUCUACUUCCGCUGGUACAACCUGUUCGCGUUCUUCUGGCUCACCCAGUUCAUCGUCGCCUGCCAGGACAUGGUGGUGGGUGGGGCCAUCAGUAAAUGGUUCUUCACCAGGGACAAGUCACGGCUGGGCAGUCCGAUCCUGCUGGCCAUCAAGAACCUGCUGUUCUACCACUUGGGCUCGGUGGCGCUCGGCUCCUUCAUCAUCGCCGUGGUCAAGUUAAUCCGCUUCCUGCUGAAGAAGUUGGAGUCGCGGAUGGGCAAGAACCCGUUGGUAAAGGUGGUCUGCUGCUGCGCCCAGUGCUGCAUCUGGUGCCUGGAGAAGUUCCUUAAGGCCCUGAACAGGAACGCUUACGUGGAGAUCACCAUCCACGGCUACAACUUCUGCAAGGCGGCGCAGGAGGCGUUCAUGAGCCUGACCCGCAACGCGCUCCGUGUGGCGGCCAUCAACAGCAUCGGCGCGUUCGUGCUGUUCCUAGGCAAGGCGUCCGUCACCAUCUCCACCGUCUUCAUCGGCAUCGAGAUCAUGAAGGGUCGACCAGAUGUCAAGCACAGCUACCUGAUUGUGGGACUCGGCGGCCUCUUCGCGUACAUCACAUCGUACAUCUUCAUAUCGAUAUACGAUAUGGCCAUCGAUGCUCUUUUUAUAUGCUUCUGCGAAGACUGUGAGAUGAACGACGGCAUUGAGAAGCCGUACUACAUGAGCAAGGGCCUGAUGGAGCUCGUGCAAAACAGCAAGAAGGCACUGGCGGCCUUGAAGAGCCGAGACGGCGGAAACACCGACAAGCCGGUCUUCACCAGAAGCCCCAACGCUCCGAACACCAUGCCGAAUGUCGGCUGACGAAGCCACCAGCGACGCCAAUGCGAUUCAGCGGCAGCUGGCAGCGAGCGGAAUAAGUGCCUUUGAAGAACAUGUGAUACCGCCAUGUGAUAACGCCAUGUGAUACCGCCAUGUGAUAACGCCACGCGUCACGUGCGGAAGCGGUGAUGGCUGUCACUGCGGUCGAUGCUCAUCUCACUUAUAGGUCGACUGUCGUUCAGUUUAGUGUGGCGUGUUGUGUUUGGUGUAGUGUGGCGCAGAAUUAUUUUCUACACGUGACAAGUCAUCAGCUCCGCAAACCACCCUAAAGGCAAUGGAGUUCACUACUGAGGCCAUCUUUAAGAUCUAGAGAAUAACGUUCAUACUUCUUUCGCCGUGCAACUGAUGCAUGACUGGUGCGUUCCCAACCAGCUCCAAUGUGUUAGCACCAACCUUCCACAUUUGUUCUGCACGCCUCCCAUAGCCGCCGCUUUGACGACUGCCACUCGAGUCUGACGCCGCCAGCAUCGUGCCGCUCAGCUGUAGACAAAAAUAGUUGGUCUCAUUAGUCCUGGCACGAAUGCACCCCUGCCCUGGCGCUUUGCCUUUUGACAUUUGGAGCGCCAGAGCAGUAUGACAUUCCCGUCGGUCGUAGGAAGAAUCGUUCUUAAAUUUGAAAGGCAAAACUAAUGUAACGGCUGCUUGAGACAUUUCAGAAAAGGCUUUGCUCGCACGUUUCGAAGUAAGCAUAUUGUCGUGCACUGAUGCAGGAACGUAGCCAAUGUUUUCAUCGGAGGUCAGAGGUAAAA
Pollicipes pollicipes is the source of this 1959-nucleotide messenger RNA. RefSeq names its product choline transporter-like protein 1. Gene Ontology annotation, molecular function: transmembrane transporter activity. Lineage: Eukaryota; Metazoa; Arthropoda; Thecostraca; Pollicipedomorpha; Pollicipedidae. The transcript has 9 exons. Gene Ontology annotation, cellular component: membrane. Gene Ontology annotation, biological process: transmembrane transport. The coding region runs from base 77 to 1192 and encodes 371 amino acids. The record is from RefSeq and is a predicted model, not a curated record.